Molecule: messenger RNA, 4151 nt
Organism: Polychytrium aggregatum
Lineage: Eukaryota; Fungi; Chytridiomycota; Chytridiomycetes; Polychytriales
Exons: 9
Coding region: 136-3828 (1230 amino acids)
Cellular component (GO): P-body; exosome (RNase complex)
Molecular function (GO): RNA binding; 3'-5'-RNA exonuclease activity
Source: RefSeq, a predicted model, not a curated record
CGAUCGAUCUGGCCCAGCCCACCCGCACCCACACCCGCAAGACAUCACAGCCUGUCCAAAUCGCCCCCGUCUACUACUCCAUUCCUUUCUCUUCCCUCAUUGACCGCUCGGUGUGACUUCAUCGUUCAGUAGCCCAUGUCAACGGCCAGCCCCCCGCGCACCAGACCACGCCGGUCCAAAUCCAGCAUUCUUACCAAGAAGGUGGAGUUUGUCCGGGCCCAGCACCCAGGAUCAUACGGACCCGCCCUUGACCCCAAGGUCAUCGAAGAGGGAGGCCUCUCUAUUCCCUCUGAGGCCUCUAGUACUUCUCUCGCUCCUUCAGCAUCUCCUCAGCGACGGCGUCGUCCACGGCGAUCUCGUCACCACGACGACACGGAGCUUGCCGAUGGCGCUGUCCCUGCAGAGCCGCUUCCUAUCGCUGAUCAGAUUGGAACUUCGAAUCGCUCUUCGCAAGAGCUGUCCAACCGUGACAAUCCAAGGCACCCGUCCAGUACGUCGCCCCAGGGCCCAGGCGAGGCGGAAGAACAACCGGCCGACGUAGGUGCGUCCGCCUCUGCCGCCACCAUUUCCGGAGAAGCUACCACAAGCGAGCCGGGUCCGCAUAAAUCGCGCCGGGCACGACAAAAGCGUCGACCCAAGUCUUCAAUUGAGGGCGGUCAUAUAUCCGCGAGCCGCCCCGAUGGCGAUCCUUCCGGUAGCACUGCGCAUUCAUCUCCUCCCGAGGUGACGGAAGAUGGCAGCGAUAUCUAUGACUUCAAAGAUCUCGAGCACGCCCUUCCCCCGACACCCACACCGACGCGCCAAUCUAGAGCUGGGCCCAAAAGGAACCGACCGUCUGCUGUGCCAACAGCCUCAGCGACCGCGAUCGAGGACGAGAUUUCUACCUUUGCAAGCACACCUUCCGGUGGUGUCGGAUCAGAGCGCCAGGCCAAGGCCAGUUCAAGUGCUGCACCGCAACGGUACCCAAAGACCUCCAAGUCUCCGAAACACGCCCUUUCUGCCGAGCGUCCGCAAGCUAGCGCAGAUUCCAGCACGACUGUCAACUCUGGUGAGCGUGGACAAGAUCAGCAGCCAAUUGGGUCUCGGAGCGACAGCAUUGCCACCGCCCCUCGAAGCGAUGGACGAGCCGCUCGAUCAAAUCGUCGAGCCCGAGUAAAGCAAGCUGAAGAGGGCGCUGGAGGACAAUUGCAUGCUGGAAACGGGUCUGAUCGCGGCAACCAUGCCAAGAAAAUCGACAAUGCGUCUCCGCUUGGAUCCAACCCACAAUCGCGCCCCAAUUCUGCAACUCCCGUCCGAGGACAGUCUGCAAAUGCUGUCGCUGCGAAAAAUGAUGAGUCGGGCGAAAGCGCCAGCAAUUCAACCCCGACUGAGCGCCGGCUUUUCUACGAGGAGUACAUCACCAGUAGCGAGCUCCAAGAAGGCCUUCGUUCCGGAAAGCUUGUUUCUGGCUCGAUUCGGAUCAACAAAGUCAAUCGCUCCAAUGCAUACGUCACUGUUCAGGGCAUGGAUGAUGAUGUCAUGAUUUGCGGGCAAAUAUCGCGCAACCGCUCGCUCGAAGGGGACAUGGUGGCUGUUAGGCUUUUGGAAGGAAAGGAGCUGACCGCAGAGAAAUCACGCGAGCUGCAGUUUGUUCGAAAGAGAAAAAUGGAUGGAGAAACUCGCCAGAAAAAGGUCGAUGUCUUUUCGGGUGAUGCAAACAACGAAGAAGUUGAAGAUAUAGAUCGCCCGUUGGGAAAAGUCGUGUACAUUAUGGACCGUCGGCCCAAUCAAUACUUCAGCGGUACACUUCAUUUGGAUAUCAACAAUGGCUCGGCUGAGCCAAAGCGUAGAGAAGGCCGCCCUUUGCGAUUCAUAUGGUUUAAACCUACCGACAAGCGUGCACCUUAUAUGAUGAUCCCAGUUGAGAAUGGUGUGCCCAAAGAAUUCUUCCAAGAUCCCGAUGCUUUUUCAUCCAUACUGUUCAAGGCUGGGAUAUACAAGUGGAGGGCGUCCGACAACUUCCCGUUUGGAAGCAUCAUGGGCACUAUUGGUCAAAUCGGCGAGAUUCCGAUCGAAACAGAGGCACUCUUGAUUGACAAUGGAAUCGCCUGGAAGGACUUUUCCGAGAGCGUACUUCAGUGUCUCCCUGAUGUGCCGUGGCAUAUCCCGGCACAAGAAUAUGAAUCGCGACGUGACUUCCGAAGCACUCGUAUCUUUACCAUCGACCCUCAAACAGCUCGCGAUUUGGACGACGCGGUUUCGUGUGUCGAGCUCGAAAACGGCAAUCUCGAAGUCGGCGUUCACAUUGCCGACGUGUCGUACUUUGUGCCGCAAGACUCGGCUCUCGACGUGGAGGCCUAUAAUCGUGCCACCACCGUCUAUUUGGUGCAAAAUGCGAUCCCAAUGCUGCCACGCCUUCUUUGCGAAGAACUCUGCAGUCUUAAUCCUGGAGUCGAGCGCCUUGCCUUCUCAGUCGUCUGGGAGAUGGAUCGGAAUGGAAACAUCCAAGGCAACCCAUGGUUUGGGCGCUCGAUUAUCAAAUCAUGUGCCAAGCUUAGCUAUGACCACGCACAAGCCAUAAUCGAAGGGAAGGACGAUUGGAACGGCUUGCCAGCAGUGCAAAUCUCAAAUGGUUACACUUUUGGUGAUCUCAAACACGACAUCCUCAUUCUGUAUCAAAUCAGCAAAGAGUUGCGUAAGCGACGCUUUGAGGACGGUGCAUUAGCCAUCAACUCGAUCAAGCUUUGGUUUGCCUUGGAUGAAGACCAAAACCCCACCGACACAGGUGUCUAUAUGAUCAAGGAGGCCAACAAGCUCAUAGAAGAGUUCAUGCUCCUCGCCAAUAUGUCCGUUGCAAAGAAGAUCUCGCAGACUUUCCCAAAAGCUUCGCUACUCCGCCAGCACUCACCGCCCUCGAAAGGAUCGAUGGUGACCUUUAUCGAAUUGGCUGCUAAGCUGGGCUUCGAGAUCAAUCCCGAGACCAGCUCCACGCUGCAGGCAUCUUUCGAUGCUAUCGAGAACAACGAGAUUCGGCAGGUCCUUCGCCUGCUCUGCAUCAAGCCAAUGCAACGAGCAAAAUACUUUUGUACCGGAUCAGUUGAUUUGUCCUAUUUCCACCAUUAUGCUCUGAACGUGCCCCUGUAUACGCACUUUACAAGCCCAAUCAGGCGAUAUUGCGAUCUGGUUGUCCACCGUACCCUGGACUUUGUUCUCCGAAAAGAGCCGAACCCUUACAGUCUCAAGAGUAUCGAAGCGAUUGCUAAACAAUGCAACCUGAGAAAGGAUAACUCUAAGAAUGCACAAGAUGCCUCGCAGCGGCUCUUUCUCUGUGCUCUCCUUGCCAAGAGACUUGAAUCUGAUGGGAAUGACAGCAUCACCGAGCCCGCUCUGGUUUACAACGUUGCCAGCCGAAGCUUCGAUGUCAUCGUUGAGAAAUACGGCCUUGAGAAGCGUGUUUAUGUGGAGGACUUGGUGGAUGAGGGCCUGGCGCUUGGAAGCCAUUACGACGGACAAGGUUUGGCUUUGUACAUUUUUUGGAUCCGGGAUGCCACCGGCGCACCGGCUGUCGACGAGACCGUGUCCCACGAAGAUUACUCCGAUAUGCUAUCGAAACUCGCCGCAGAUCGAUCGUACAAACAGGAGAUCGAUCAGAGCCGGAUCUACGUGCAAAAAGUCGGCAUGUUUGAGCGCAUUCCCAUCCGAAUCAUACCAAACAUGGACAAGAGCCCCGUCGACAUUCGCAUUGUCGGUGCAGCACCCUGGACCCAUAUUCACAGCACCAGGCCCUCUGCCUCGAUGAGCGGAGAUAUCACCGUUGUAUGCCCUGCAAUCACUGACAUUGCCGAUUAAGCCUCGCCGAUGUGAGCGCCUUGAUUCCGGCGCCAUUCCGCGCCGACGAUGCGCCAACGAUGCGCCAUCUUGAACAGCUGUGCAUUCCACCUCGCGUCAAUACAACCUUGCCAGCUCAUCUGCCUGGCAGCGCUCGCAAAAAUGAAAUGGAGGCGCCCUGUUUUACUUUCGGAUGUCGAGAAAAUCGCGCUUUGCACGGGGCUGUGCAAAUCGUCGAACAUGCGCACAAUACAGCGUUUCCAAAAUGAAAUGCGACAUCCCCCCCCCCGUUUUUAACCAGGACAUAUAUUUUGUUUCUGGAACCUGAAUACACCCACCCACUC